Molecule: messenger RNA, 1364 nt
Organism: Neogale vison (American mink)
Lineage: Eukaryota; Metazoa; Chordata; Mammalia; Carnivora; Mustelidae
Gene: MADCAM1
Product: mucosal vascular addressin cell adhesion molecule 1
Exons: 5
Coding region: 1-1179 (392 amino acids)
Biological process (GO): leukocyte tethering or rolling; integrin-mediated signaling pathway; heterotypic cell-cell adhesion
Cellular component (GO): membrane
Molecular function (GO): integrin binding involved in cell-matrix adhesion
Source: RefSeq, a predicted model, not a curated record
AUGGAGCAGGGUCUCGCCCUCCUGUUUCCCGUCUUCCUGGGGCUCCUCCAGCGAGCCCAGGGUGGGUCCUUGGAGAUGGAGCCUCCAGAUUCCGUGGUGGCCGUGUCCUUGGGCGGGUCGCAGCAGCUCACCUGCCGGCUGGCCUGCGCCGACCCCAGGAACCCCAUGGUGCAGUGGCGCGGCCUGGACACCAGUCUGGGCACCGUGCGGUCGGACGCGCGCAGCAGCGUCCUCUCGGUGCACAACGCCUCCCUGUCCGAGGCCGGCACCCGCGUGUGCGUGGGCUCCUGCGGGACCGACACCUUGCUGCGGACCGUGAAGCUCCUGGUGUUCGCAUUUCCAGACCAGCUGACUGUCUCCCCAGUAACCCUGGUGGCCAGGCGGGACCAAGAGGUGGCCUGCACCGCCCAUAACGUCACCCCUGCCAACCCUGAAGCCCUCUCCCUAUCCCUGCUCCUGGGGGACCAGGAACUGGAGGGGGUGCAGGCCCUGGACUGGGAUGUGGAGGAGGAGCCGCAGCAGGGCGAGGACCAGCUGCUCCGAGUAACACAGCGCUGGCUGCUGCCCCCCCUGGAGACCCCCACCCCACUCACCCUCCACUGCCGGGCAACCAUGAACCUGCCUGGCCUGAGACUGAGCCACCGGCGGGCCAUUCCAGUCCUGCACAGCCUGACCUCCCCGGAGCCCCCUGUCGAGACCUCUCCCAAGGCCACCCCAGAGCUGAGCUCCACUAGCAGCUCCAGGAGUCCUGGAUCCCCACCCAGGAACAGCAGCUCCGGGAGUCCUGGACCCCCACCAGGGAACAGCUCCAACCGGCCCUGCCGCCCAGAGAUCCUCCAGUCUCCAGCCGCAGGGGGUCUGGAGCUACUUUGUCAGGCACUCUGCGACCCCGGUGUGGCUGUGGGCUGGACCCAGGCCCCGGGGGGUCUGGAAGCCUACCAGAGGCGGGAGGCUGGGGCCCAGGCUUGGCUGAGCGUGCCCUGGGCCGGCUGCUGCUCUGAGGGCUGGUUUCAGUGUCGCCUGGACCCAGGGGGACAGAUGGCCAGCCUCUACCUGGUCCCAGAGAUCUGCUGCCAGACAACACCCCCAGCCCUGUGGACAGGCAGCUUGGUGCUGGGGCUGCUCUUCUUGGGAUUCCUUGCCCACCGGCUGCGGAAACGCUGCAGGCCUGCCCAGUGACCACCCAGUCCCCCAGUUGCUUGGGGCCCCCUGCCUCACCUAGACUGGGCUGGGGGGGACUGGCCGGGCCCCUCCUGAAGCGGCCUGCCUUUCCUGCCACACAGUUGCAGCCAGAGGACGACUGCAGGGUUCUGGACCUACGUGGUGGAGAGCUGACCAUAACCCCCUAACCCUGAUGGCCAGCC